Messenger RNA from Suillus clintonianus, 4517 nucleotides. RefSeq lists its product as uncharacterized. The record is from RefSeq and is a predicted model, not a curated record. Gene Ontology annotation, molecular function: protein binding. Gene Ontology annotation, cellular component: P-body. The transcript is spliced from 10 exons. Lineage: Eukaryota; Fungi; Basidiomycota; Agaricomycetes; Boletales; Suillaceae. Gene Ontology annotation, biological process: deadenylation-independent decapping of nuclear-transcribed mRNA. Bases 126 to 4208 code for a protein of 1360 amino acids.
GCGAAGGUUGACUUUUUUUGGAUUACCGCCUCGUGCCAUCCUCGUGUGUUCAACGAGGCCAGUCGAGUUUUUUUGCUAGGACAACCUCUCUUCUUCGUGCUCUAUAGCUUGCUUCUUCAUUGAUAAUGGACUCAAGGCAAUCCAAUCUUCACGACAAGCUUUUCUCAAGAGGAAGCGUCACUCCUCCCAGAGAACCCUUUCCAACCAUAACACCUCCUACUCAUAUUGAUUCCUUGUUCCAGUCAAUCACAACUCAGAAUCAUUCUGCGCCUGCGACUCCAAGCAUGAUCACUGACGAUGAUGCUUCGACCCACUCAGCUCCAGCUGUUUCAACUACUCCAGCUGAUAGGCAAAGCGCCCUCCUCUCCUUGCUAUAUCCCGCUGCUUCCUCCGUCUCUUCUCUAAGACCCCUUCAGCAGUCUCAGCAAAUCCCCUCUCCACCCGCUUCAUCUAUAAGAUCAGGUCAAUCCCCUUCAAAUAACAGCGAAACUCAAGGAAAGAUCCUCCUAGAACAGCUCAUGGGUACGGCUCCUCGUUCAAAUUUUACCGAACCCGCUCCACCACCGAUGACGACCUUGCCUCCUGCUUCCACCCCCCAGUUCCAGCCCUCUCAGCUGUCGAUGGGGCAGUCUUCCAUGGGAGACUCGUACCAUCUCAAUGAAGGUCCUUACAUCCCACAAGAACAGCCCAGGGAUACCCUUCAGCACAACCCCCCGCCGCCUCAGCAGCCCCAGCAGCUCCCACCCUCUCCUCGGAAGUCUAUGUUUGAGUUCGUUUCUCCCUUUGAUGCUCUUGACUCCACCUCCACCGUCAAGAAGAAGCCUGUCCCCGCAGGUCCUGCAAGUGCAUCCAGCACAAACGAAGACUCCUGGACCUCCGCUUCCCUCGGGUCUCUCAACGAUCCAAAGCGCAAGUCCGUCGAGAAUCUUAUGGACCAGUUGACCAGGUCCCAGCAGUCCUACCCCUCUGGACAGGCAUCCUCUCCAACCUAUGACCCUUAUAGCACCACGGACGAGUAUUCCCAGGUGGAAUCACAGCCGACCCCUCAGCAGCAACCCGUCCAACCUCGCACUAUGCCCCCACCCCCACCUCUUCCUCCCAAGCCUGGCCGUGCUUCGCCUCCUAGGGGUUCUCCCCCGAAGCCUGCUGCCCAGCAGCCGCGUCCUCAGCCACGACCUGUGGAAUCUCCUCUCGGUCAGGCUCCCAUGCCGCCUGCUAGGCGAGAGAAGGACGGUUCGCCCGGUCCUCGUAACACCUGGAAGAAUGAGGGCAGAGGCAAAGGUGCUGCCAAAGGAAAGGCACAUACGAGUCCAAGUUCGCAACCUCAAACUAUCGUAUUCGAUGUAUCACAGCCGCUGGACGAUGUGCAGGCUCCUAGAGACGCCGUGAAAUCUACCGCAAUUGCGUUGGUCAAGCAGGACUCUGUCUUCUUGCCUGGUACGACCAUCGGCGCCACUCAUUGGAUUGCGUAUGCUAUGACCAAGGGUCGUGUUCGCGUCAUCUCGCGAUCAAGCGGUGAUCGCACUCUUCUUCAGCUGCCGACGGUCUUUGCACCUGCCACAUCGGUCAUCGAUAUGGCUGUAUACGGCAACAGACUGGCAGGCGUCACCUCCGACGGUGGUUUUGUUGUGUGGGAACUCCCCGAGGUCAUCACGGAUGAUGUGCCCGGGCGACUCUUGUUAUGUAUCGUCCCCAGCGCUGACGCCGACCCUCUACACUCUGUGAAAUGGCACCCCAAGCAACCCGACACUCUGGCAGUGGCAUCUGAGUCCAAAAUGUAUUUACUUGAUUUAGCGGACGCUGCGCGUACUUUCAGAGGAGAGCCCUUGCCGCAAGUUGAAUUGAAUCGUAUUUCUCAAGUAUUUUCUGUGCCAUCGCGCUUGGUCGCGUUUGACUUCGAUGUUCCUCAUUUCGCACUGGCUACUAUUUCCGAGGACUCCACGCUCACGCUGUGGAACGUCCAUGACAAGUUGCCCUUCUGGACCCACCGUGUUCGUGGCGAUGAUGUCCCGUCAUCUUUGACUUUCAUCGAUGAUGGCAUCGUCAUCGGGAGGAGGAACGGUACCAUGUUCCAGCUCCUCUCCGUCAUCACCAAGAACGUCCUCUCCACAUUCAAGUUCGUCAACGGGAACAAAGAAGACCCUGACAUGUUCGGUCACGUCAACUACGACUCCAGAAUCCAGACGCUCUGGGUUGCCAACAACCGCCGCGACAGUCUCAUUGCAUUGCGCAUCGGGUUUGACGUCUCAGCCUCAACCUCGGGCGAGCUCGUUCGCGGUGGCUUCUUCGAACAAGUCGUCGAGUUCUCCGGCCCGAAACCGACUAUCCACUUUGUCAUACUCUCGGCCGACGCAGACCCCACAGGCGACGAAGCGCACGCAGCUUGCGUUGCUGCUAAACUUCCCCCAGGUGACCUCGCUCUCGUCGCGUUCUCCGUGCAUUCCACCGGUGUCGAUCAGGUCUUGAUUAGGAAAGAGUGGUACGAUACGGCUGUGUUGAACGCUCCUGCAAAGUUCCCCCCUUAUAUGCCUGCGGCCCCCGCGGAGGCAAAGGGUACCCGUCACAUGCCUCCAGCGCCGGUGUCCAUCAGUGGGCCUGGGCCUGCACCCGUGACACAGCCGUCUGCGUCCAUCGUCUCCCCUGCUAGAACCAGGACUCCUCCUUCCGAAGAACUCGAGGCUGAUAUCGCCCGCGACGAGGUCCGUGCGCACGAUGCAAAGGGGAAGAAUGUAAGAGGGAAGAACGUCGCGUUUAGGGAUCGAGAACAGGCCAAAGAGGCGGAGAAAUUCAAAGGCGAUGCGGGCGCCAGUAGUGAUACUGGCAUCGCCCUGGUCGUUACGAAGGAGAUCAAGAAGAGCGAAGAGAGCUUGCACACCCGUAUAGGACGGCUCAUCGGAAAAGAGAUGGAUAAGCAACACCAACGGCUUGAAGAAGCGCGCGCCCAUGAGCAGGCUGAGGAUUUCAAUCGACAGGAGAAGAUUCUCAAGUUGAUAUCGACAGAGCUCACGAGGAAUACGACUAGGGUUGUUGAGAUGGCUGUUAAAGCUGAAGUCCAGAACUCGGUGUUACCUGCGCUUGAGCAUAUCACGAGGACUGAAGUUCGAGCUGCUCUCAAUGAGCAUGUUGGAAGGGGGUUGACGGAAUUCAUUCAGAAUAGCCUUCCGAGUGAGAUUGAGAAGCUGCUUCUGCGCCCUGAUAUCUCGAACCAUUUCGCUAGUAUCCUCUCGACGAAUUUGAACCCUCUCAUCGAGCGGUACAUCAAGGACUCUGUUACGAAGAAUAUCAUCCCGACGUACUCUCAGCAGACUUCGGCUAUGCACCAGGAUAUCCUUCGGGAGAUGAGGGCGGAGAUUUUGAAUGUGAAGAAAGAUUCUAUGUCAUGGCAGACUGAAGCUGCGCGGAGUCAGGAGUCUUUGAUCAGGGACCUUGAGCAUUCCGUCAGGAUGUUGUCCGACCAAGUCAAGUUCUUAUCGCUCAACACGGCUGCCAGUCAUCGGAUAGCCAGCAGCGGUUCCCCCGCUCCUAGCGUCUCCAACAUGAGCUCUAUGAGUCAAGGCAUGCACCGCUCUCAGAACCUCCCUCCUCCAACGACGCAGGCUCCGAUGUACAGCAGUCAAUCUCUCGGUUCGUUCUCCCAGCAACCACAGCCGUCGCAAAUGCACGCUACGUGGUAUCCUUCUACGAUUGCUGCGCCUCAAGCGUCUCACCCUAUCGCUCCACCCCAACCCCCUCCACCACCACCAUUGUCUCAGCGCUCUCCCCCUGCUCAGCAUGAUGCAUGGGAAGAUACGUAUAUGGCGGUUCUGGGUACGCAGGAUCCAAAGCAGCUGAGGGAGUUGCUUGCGAGGUCGAGUCCGGAGGUUGUGAUGCCUAUGGAUAGGAAGGGGCCGUUGUCUAUGGCUGUUAUUUUGUCGAUUUUGCAUCGGCUCGCUACUAUAAUCGCGGAGACGCCUCCUGUGGAUGAAGCUUUCAAGUCGUCUUUGUGGUGGAUGCAACGUACAGCUACUGUUUUGAACAUCAACGAACCUCUGAUCGCACCUUACGUCGCGCGAGUAGUCCCCAACGUGAAAGCAACGCUGAACACUACCAAGCAGCGAUUGGCAAUUCUCCCUGGUGGACCCCAGACGAUGGACGCGGCGCGGACUAUUUCUGAGAUUCAGGAUAUUCUGGGUCGGAAAAGUGUGUCUGCGCCGCAGGGGGGUCUUUGAGGGUUGAUGUUGUCUACUGCCCUUUCGCCGGAAAAUAUGAAAAACAUAUGCAAUACACAAUACGCGACGAUGCACAUUCCUUUACUCGAUUUCUUUUCCGCUAGCGACGAUGAAAUGUUACGAAUGCUUUUACAUAGGCUCAUGAAAAUUUCUUUUUCUUACGCAUGUUUUUCUUUUUGUUUGCUGCGCUACGCUGAUUACUGACUGCUCUCGAUAUCAUACAUACUUCGUGCUUUUGUUGUAGUGCAGAUGCUUGAAUCACAUGUCAUGAUAAUUCUCCGAAUAUAAUUGGAUGACAUUCUCAACCCC